GGACAGCCAGGGUGCAGGGAGCCAGCAGACAAGUCUGUGUGUCUGCCUCGCUCACCACCCUCACUCUGCACCAUGGGGAAGGACAGGCUGCCCGGUGGCCCGAGCAUCUUCCUCCUGCUCCUCUUCCUCCUCCCUGGAGACACCUCGCCCACCACCGAACCGCAGUACAUGGUGCUAGUGCCCUUUCUGAUCCACACCAACGGUCCUGAAAAGGUCUGUAUCCAGCUGACCCACCUGAACGAGUCUGUGACGCUGAGCGUCACGCUGGAAUACGCAGGGGAGAACAGGAGCCUGAUCGCAGACGUGGUGUCGGAGAAGGACGUGUUCAAGUGUGUCCCAUUCACAGUUCCAAAGUCCAGCAGCUCAUCAGCAGCGUUUCUCACGGUGCUGGUGAAGGGGCCGACGCUGGAGUUCAGGAGCCGGAAAUCGGUGCUGGUCAAGAACUCAGAGAGCCUGGUCUUUGUCCAGACGGACAAACCCGUCUACAAACCCGGACAAACAGUUCUGUUUCGGAUCGUCUCUCUGGACGAAGACUUCCGUCCCCUGAAUGAGAAGUUUGCACUGGUCUUCAUCAAAGACCCACAGAGGAACCGCGUGUACCAGUGGCGAGAGGUGGAGUUAAAUGGGGGCCUCACCCAGCUCUCCUUCCCCCUCACCUCCGAGCCCAUCCAAGGCACCUACAACGUGGUGGUGCAGAAGGAGUCGGGGACCAAUCUCGAACACUCCUUUACUGUGGAGGAAUAUGUGCUGCCCAAGUACGAGGUGUCAGUGAAGCUGCCCAAGAAAAUCACCAUCCAGAAUGAGGAGCUGAAAGUGGCCGUCUGUGGUCUAUACACCUAUGGGACCCCUGUCCCCGGCCUGGUGAAUGUCCGUGUGUGCCGGAGAUUCUCCCAGUCCAGGUCACACUGCUAUGGAAGAGAAGCCGAGGCUGUGUGUGAGGAAUUCACCAGACAGGUGAGUCCAAGGCCCAUCCCAUAGGCAGGAGGCAACUGUC
Messenger RNA from Trachemys scripta elegans, 994 nucleotides. Its product is annotated as alpha-2-macroglobulin-like. Gene Ontology annotation, molecular function: endopeptidase inhibitor activity. Bases 73 to 978 code for a protein of 301 amino acids. NCBI's taxonomy places the organism in Eukaryota, Metazoa, Chordata, Testudines, Emydidae. The transcript has 8 exons. The record is from RefSeq and is a predicted model, not a curated record.